Lagopus leucura (white-tailed ptarmigan) is the source of this 3483-nucleotide messenger RNA. It is a transcript of the gene SLC25A42, whose product is annotated as solute carrier family 25 member 42. NCBI's taxonomy places the organism in Eukaryota, Metazoa, Chordata, Aves, Galliformes, Phasianidae. The record is from RefSeq and is a predicted model, not a curated record. Gene Ontology annotation, cellular component: mitochondrial inner membrane. The transcript has 9 exons. Gene Ontology annotation, biological process: transmembrane transport. The coding region runs from base 359 to 1345 and encodes 328 amino acids.
GUGGCACUGAGGGCACGUGUGGGGCACUGGAGCUGUCUGUCCCUUAGAAUAACCCCCAGUGCCUUUGGGGAUGUACUGCUAGGGAUAUUUAUUUCCAUUUUCCAGAACUGGGUUUUAAAUUUCUGUACGUCUUUUCUAGUAUCUGAGUGAUGCAGAGCAAUUGAAAUGAGUGGCAACCUGAAUGUUCGCUGUAAGCAAUGGAAGAGAACAGAACGGGGUCGAUUGCUUCACCCUUAGAAACCAUGCAUUUGGUUUUGGACCUUGCAUCUGAGUUCCUUGGGAGAGAAAAGAAUGAAUAUGGUCAACAACACAGUUCUAGGAGCCGGAGCCCUUCUGCCCACUUGGAAGUGCAACUGGUAUGGGUAAUGGUGUGAGAGAAGGUCAAGUGGAUUUCAAAGGGCAGGAUGUGGAGCCAACUGCAUCAGCUCAUCUUCCAGCAGAGGGUAUUCAGGAGCAGAAGAAAGUGCUUAACUCCCUGAUGUCCGGUGCACUGGCUGGUGCUGUUGCCAAAACUGCAGUAGCUCCACUGGAUAGGACAAAAAUCAUGUUUCAGGUGUCUUCAAAAAGAUUUUCUGCCAAGGAAGCCUACAGGCUGAUUUAUCACACCUACCUCAACGAGGGCUUCUGGAGCCUCUGGCGGGGGAACUCGGCCACCAUGGUGCGCGUGAUCCCUUAUGCUGCCAUUCAGUUCUGUGCACACGAGGAGUACAAGCAGCUCCUGGGGAGCUACUACGGCUUCCAGGGAAAAGCGCUGACACCCUUUCCUCGAUUCAUUGCUGGCUCUCUGGCAGGCACAACGGCUGCCAUGUUAACCUACCCCUUGGAUAUGGUCCGUGCUCGAAUGGCUGUCACGCCGAAGGAGAUGUACAGCAAUAUUGUUCAUGUCUUCAUCCGAAUAUCCCGAGAGGAAGGAUUGAAAACACUGUAUAGGGGAUUUACACCAACCAUCCUUGGAGUGAUUCCGUAUGCUGGGCUUAGCUUUUUCACCUAUGAGACACUGAAGAAACUGCAUGCAGAUCACAGUGGGAAAUCGCAGCCAUCCCCUCCGGAGCGGCUUUUGUUCGGUGCCUGUGCAGGUUUGAUCGGCCAGUCGGCAUCUUACCCCCUGGAUGUGGUUCGCAGGCGAAUGCAGACGGCGGGGGUGAUGGGACACACGUACAGCUCCAUCCUUCUCACCAUGCAGGAGAUUAUAAGAGAAGAGGGACUAAUCCGUGGUUUGUACAAAGGACUCAGCAUGAAUUGGGUCAAAGGUCCGAUUGCAGUGGGAAUAAGCUUCACAACCUUUGACCUGACGCAGAUCCUUCUCCGUAAAUUACAGCACAGCACUAAUGUUGAAAGGAACUGAGCACUUGUGCUUCCACUUGGUGGACGUGGCGGGCAGCCUCCUGCAGUUUAGUGUGUGUGUUGAUGCCAGAAGACGGGGAUCGAUCCGACUGUAAUGCUUGUGGAUGGGCAGGCUGUGAACCUCAGUGAUUUCUGCCUCUGAGCCCACCAGCGAUGAUUUCCGUUGUGAAACUUGACUGCAGUCACCAUCUCACCUUGUAACUAAAUGUUAGGUGUCGCCGUAAGAGUCGUUAGAGAUGAUAGCCAUGAGUUCUCUGUCUUUUUACUCCCUUGCUAAUGGAAGACGAUCGGCCGUUUUCUUCACUGGGUGAAACGUUCAGUCCUUUGCAAGAGCUCUGAUUUCUUUUCUCCAAUGGAGAAGCCAAUUAGUUCUGCUCUUGCUUCGGUCUCGCUUGGCCUGGUGAGGAAGUGCUGGGGCAUCUCAGCAGGAAUGAGGCACAGACCAGCAAUGAAGAGUGUAAGCAGUGGCUGUUGUAGGUGUGUGCUUGCAUAUCCCGCCAUGUAUACAACCCGCACUGAGUUCUGCUCAGCUUGGAGGCUGCUGGUUCAGAGCGCAGUCCUUUGCACAGAUGACUUCUGUAGUGACAGCAGAGGAUGCUGAGCUGUGCCUUCCGAGCUCAGACAGGCUCCUGUGCUCUGCACUGUGGUAGGUGGUUGGGGCAGACGCUGCAGUUCUUGUCUUAUGAGGCAGGGCACCUCCUGCUGUGCUGGGUGUGCAGCUGGAGUGUUGGUGAAUGGAAAUCCUAUGGAGGGGGGGGUUUGUGGCACCUCGCAGCCUGGCUGGAGCCUGAGGGCUGAGCUGAGGAUGGAGACCUGAAGCACAGCCUGGCUUGGAAGUGCUGAGCUGAGGGAAGUUGUUCCUUCAUUAGCAGCUACACCUGAUUUUAAUUCAGUGAGCUGUCAGCCAAACACAUUUCUCCAAGUUCUGCAGGCUGAGAGCUUAUUCAGAGAGAGAUCUGAGUUCAGUCUGUAAUUGUUUUGGUGCUUUUAUUUCUUGGGCGAGAGAAUAACUGUGUCACUGCUUUGGGCUGUUUUGAAUAGCUCUUUCUUUUUCCUUGGUUUGAAUGUACGAGAGGAGAAACGGAGUGUUCUCUUCCCUUCUCUUAAUCUUUGCUUGAAUUGCGAUACGUUCCAGGUCUCUGUGCUGCCCGGAAUGAAUGCCUGAGGAGCUCUGGGCACACAUUGGGAAGGGGAGGUGCCAGCCAAGAUCCAUUCCUUCAGCUCUGAGAGAGAAAAGCCUAACAGGAAUAUCCUCCGGUUCUUCUUUUCUUUAAAACUAAUUUACUACCCCACGUUCAAUUCCUUGCUUUAAUUUUCAAGCCAUGAAUCUUACUUCUCUCGAAUGCAUUACUGCCAAACGUUCACCUGUGCUUUUAUUAUUUUUUUUCCUCGUCUUUUCUUCCUGCUUCUGCACCUUUAGUUCUGCACUUGCACUUCGUGAAAAUCAGGUCCAGUGAAAUGCAUCUAAAGUGACAAAACUGGAGCUUUGGUAGGGAUCCCCGAGACAGUCCUGCUCACAGGCAAGGAGAGUUCUGCACAGGGCAGGAAGGGAAAGGCGUGAGGUAAUGGGGCAGAAGGUUUGGGGAAGAUUCUUGUGUUCCUUGCCCAGCCUCUCGCCUUUCCUUGGCUCACUGCAAGGCGCUGCUGCUCACCAGCUCCUCUUUGGGCACCUCCACGCAGUGCUGUGCUCUGUGCAAGCAAUGUGGGGAGAGCUGAUGCUGCAGGCAAGGAUAGCAGGGGCAUAAAGUCACUGAAAGGCACAGGAUGAGCAUUAUCCAGCCCUUUUCUCCUGGGCUGGUGCAGAGGAGGAGGUCUGGAGCUGUGCUGCACGACAGCCUUUGCUAUGGCAGGGCUGGUGCUUCCCACUGCUCUGCACGCCGUGUGAUGGAUGCAGGGUGUCCCAGCACUGCUUGCUGCCUGUGUGGUCUAUGCAUAUAUUAACACAAACACUGUUAACUGCCUUUUGUCCAGACGUGUCCUCACCAUCGGUGUGUGUGCGUGCGUCGAUUUCUGACUGCUUUUCUUGGAUCUGGAAUUCUAUUUUAUUGCAGUGAAGACACUUUGGUAUAUAAUGUUUAUAUAUUUUAAGAUUUGUGCCAAGAGAGGAUGUAUAUUUAAUAAAAAAUUUAAUUGACUUUG